CCCGCCGCCCCGGAAAAAUGAAAACUCACCGCCUAUGGAAGAAACAGAAUAAUCCACCAGUCUGACCUUCCUUAAUCUUGUUCCUUAGUGUCCCUCAAAGUAAAAAAAAAAAAACAUUUUGUGACUGAGCCCUACUUUUGCUCACGGUAUCCUCACGCUGGCGCGUGAGGAUACCGAGAAUGGGUUCGGUGAGUCUACAGCAAACGUUGAAGAGUGAACGUAUGAUCGGUCUCGUUCAUACACGUUUGUGGUCGAUUGCGCAGUCCUCCUCUGCAUGUCAAAAAAAAAAAAAAAGAUCGCAGUUGUUCCGAUUGAAACUGCAUUCGGUAAACACUUGUGUUACGCGUGCGCACCCGACAGGAACGUCUCGCCGAAUUUUGCGACCCGAGAAAUCGCGGGUGUUGCUCGGUGCCGUCGCGAGGCCGGCACGUGACACCGAUGCUUUCCUACACCCGUUUUCUCGAUGCCAGCGCCCUGGGUGUCACAGUGGUUGUGCGCGCCGAGUAGCAUGCCACCGGCGAACGAGCGGCAGCCGCCUGCCAGCGUCACGUGGCCCGACGUCACCGCGCGGCGGCGUCGAGCGGCGCGGCGGCGACCCGCGUCCCGACACAGCCGCACUCGUGGCCUGCUGCUGGCAAGCGCCGGCUAUUGCUGCCGCCGCAACGUGAUCGGCCACCCGUGGGUUUAUCAGGCGCGGCUAGCGCGCCCAUAUCGCUCGCUCGACGCGGUGCGCGCGGCUUCGUGUACCGCUGCGGGCCCAGGCUGAGCGCCGCUGGCGUCGGGCGCCCCACGCACAGCGGCUACUCCGAGCGCCCGUGCUGAGCUCCGCACGUGGACACCACCGCAGCCGUGUUGACAUCGCAGACGCCGCGUCCUCGGGGAUUACCGCGACCGUGACCGAGGAGGAAGGCCUCCGAAGCGUCAAGCCGCGGCCAGGUGAGGCCGAGGAGGAGUUGGGCUCGAAACCCUGAUGUGUCCAAGUCCCGCAGAAAACUCGACCCAGCUCGUGGCCUGCCAUGGGUGAGCGUUUAACAUGAGGAGUUCCUCCUGGUGCCUGUGGAUCUUGGUGGCCUUCCUGAGCGCGCCUAGCCCGCCCGGAGAGUGCCGCUAUGUCUCCAUCAACGACCCCAGCCAGCAGGAGAACUGCUACAAGAAGGGAGUUGAACAGCCCGAGCCGGCGCCCCGCAUCAUGUACGUCAACGGCCGCGCGCACAACAUCGUCGUCGAGACGAGCCAGAGGCCCACGCAGCGGCUGGUCACUCAUAUGUUUCAUAUUUUGGUUACCGAGCUUCUGGGCUACCGGGACGUAGUCAUCAGGUCAACGAGCAGCAUCGACCCAGAGUCUUCGCUGCAGCGCCUGACCGGCUGCGCCGAUCUCAAUGAUUGCAACGUCUCCAGUGACCACGUUCCUGAGACGAUGAUAAACCUAGAACUCUGGAUGGGACCUUCUUUUGACAUCAAACCAUGGCUGCGAACAGAUCGCAUCACGGACAUUGGUCCUCUGGGUCCUCUCGGACGGUACGGCUGGUAUGUGUCGAAACAAACGGCCCAAGAAUUCUGGAACAAGUAUAAUAUGGUGCUUGACCAUUGGCGCUCGUACCGCUCGGCCAACAUGACGUCCCAGCUGGACCUGCUUCAAGACGAGAAGCUACAGGAUCAUCUGACCAGAGGCGGCUACCUCUGCAACUUUACUAGCUGUCGCAGCGGCGUCUAUCGGUCUCCGUUGUGUGACCCGCUCAGGGAUGGCCGGGGAGUGCCUUGCGCCACGCUCAUCGCAGAUUUCCCAGAAAGCACAUACGCCUUGCUGAAGCACCAGAUCGAGACAUUGAAGCUUCGUGUGAACGUGGUCUGGAUCGGCAAGCAUUUAGACACCUAUGUCAAUAAGCUUCUAGAGCGCAAACAGCCGGUGAUAUUUUUCAACUGGAGGCCCAGUUCCUUGACAUUCAGCAACCAUGAUCUCACGCGCAUCGCCUUUCCUCAUUGCGAGGACCGUGCGCUGCAGGGAAAUCUCGACACGUCAAACUGUCUCUUCGAAGUCAACAACAUGGAACGGGCAACUUGGUCGAAGCUGAAGGACACCGCGCCAGACGUUUAUCAGCUGGUGGAGAAGAUGACCUUCACACAGCAGGAGUACGAAAAGCUUCUCAAAUUUUACCAGAGCAAGAGGCCGCAGCAGAAGAGCUUCCACCAGAUUGCGUGCCACUUUCUACUCGACAACGAGGUCCUAUUGCACCAGUUCUCGGUACGGGUCGCCGACAAGCCCAUGCUCCACAUCGGCGGUAUCUUCCCCAUGUCCGGCAUCUAUAAUCGCGUGGGCGGCGUGCUUACAGCGGCACGCAUGGCUAUGGAUAGCAUUAAUCGAAACGAGAAUAUUCUCAAGGACUUCAAGCUUGUGAUCCUCGAAGAGGAUGGUCAGUGUGCGCAGGACGUGGUCAUGAAGCGCUACAUCAACUACGUCACCAACUCCACCUACAAGAGCUUGAUCGGCAUCUUGGGGCCUGCCUGCACCGAGACGCUGGAGCCGAUCGUGGGCGUGGCGCAGCACUACAACACGCCCAUCAUUAGCUACAGCGCCGAAGGGGCCCUCUUCUCCAAGCGCGAAAAGUACCCCUAUUUCUUCCGCACCAUCCCUGAGAACCAUAUAUACAGGUUUGUGUACCUAAAGAUGCUGCAGGCUCUGCAGUGGCGGCGCCUGGCAGCGCUCACCGAGGACGGCCACAAGUACAGCGAGUACCUGAACCUGUUGCACGACGACAUGCAAAAGCUGGGCCUCAACUUUGUCACCAACCGCAAGUUUCCCCACGACCACGGCACGCACAAUGGCACGCACAGGUCUCAAGACAUGUCCCAGUACCUGGCUGACCUCAAAUCCCGCAAUGCGCGCAUCAUAAUCGGCGGCUUCGAUGAGGACGCCGCCCGCGCCAUUAUGUGCGAGGCCUACAGGCAGGGCAUGACGGGAAGAGACGGUUACCAGUGGUUUCUACCGACGUGGCUGAGCCAGCAAGAACAGCGCCAUCGGGAGUGGUAUAACACCGAGUAUUACAAUCAGCACUUCAAUGAAAGCGUGAACUGCACUGUUGGCGAGAUGAAGGUGGCCAUCGACGGUUACAUGAGUCUGCACCCAAAGGCGUAUGCUGACGACAAUGCCACCAUGCAAGACAACAAGACUGUCGCUUUCUGGAAGGCGACGUACAAGCAGAUUGCUACAGGUCAGGGCAGAGAAGACAGUGACUACGGGGGUUACGCGUACGAUGCGGUGUGGGUGUUUGCCCUCGCUGUUGAUGCGCUGUUCAAGAAGAACCACAGCUAUACGUCCUCCAUUCAUGAGGACGCAACAUUUAAGGAACUGAUCCGGCUGAUCAACGCAACCGACUUCCACGGCGUGACAGGCCACGUCCGCUUCUAUCGUUCGAGUCGGCUGACAGACGUCAUCAUCAGGCAGUGGGUGAACGGCAGCCAGCACCACGUGGGCACGUACAGCCCUGGCGUCGGUGACGAGGGUGACCGGCUGGCUCUGGGGCCCUCGGAAUCGCUGAGCGCCAUCCACUGGCCCGCCGGCCGAAAUCAGGGUGACGGCGGCGAAGACCCUGUGCUAUGCCCACUUGAAGGGCUGCGCCGUCUGCUCAAUACCAGCUGCGACUUGGCCAUUGUCGUCGCCAACGUAAUCGGGCUGAGUCUGUUCGCGCUGCUCAUGAUCGGUGGUUGCGUCGUCUUCAAGAGAAGGUACGAAGAAAAAGUGAAGCAGACAGAGGCGCGCAUGCGAGAGCUAGGACUACUGACGUCGAACCACCUGCCGUCCCUGGAUGGUUGGGAAAUGCCACGGGACCACAUUGUGAUCAACCGCAAGUUGGGUGAAGGCGCAUUCGGCACUGUGUACGGUGGGGAGGCGCUAGUGACAGACCAAUGCUGGCAAGCCGUGGCUGUCAAGACGCUUAAGGUCGGUGCCAUCAUCGAAGAGAAGCUGGACUUCCUGAGCGAGGCGGAGAUGAUGAAGCGUUUCGACCACAAGAACAUCGUGCGGCUGCUGGGCGUGUGCACGACGGGCGAGCCCGUGUACACGGUAAUGGAGUUUAUGCUGUAUGGCGACCUCAAGACGUACCUGCUUGCCCGCCGACACUUGGUUAAGGAGAACGAGCGCCACAAGUCCGAGGAAGUGUCGGACCGCUGCCUGACGGCCAUGGCGCUGGACGUGGCGCGUGGGUUGAGCUACCUUGCCGACCUGAAGUACGUACACCGCGACUUGGCCUGCCGCAACUGCCUCGUCAACGCCGGCCGCACUGUCAAGAUUGGCGACUUCGGCAUGUGUCGACCUAUGUACGACUCGGAUUACUACCGCUUCAACAAGCGCGGGAUGCUUCCCGUGCGGUGGAUGGCACCCGAGAGCCUCAACGACGGCAUCUUCACCACCAUGUCUGACGUCUGGAGCUACGGCGUGCUGCUUUACGAGAUCAUCACGUUCGCCAGUUUCCCGUACCAGGGACUCUCUAACAACCAGGUCCUCGAGUACGUCAAGGGAUACAAAACCCUACCCGUGCCCAACGGCUGCAAGCCUGAGCUGGAGGCGCUUCUGCUGCGCUGCUGGGCGCGCAGCCCGUCGCAGAGGCCCACGGCGUGCGAGAUCGUCGAGAUCCUGGCUAACGACACCAAGCUCAUCUCCCCUUGCCUGGACCUGCCUCCGGCCAGCGUCCAGGUGGAGGGCACCGACUCGCUCGAGCUGACUGCCAUCGGCGACCGCGGCCGCCUGCACUCCAUCUCGUCGCUGGCCCGGCGCGUGGAGUCCGUGGAACGCUCUGCUGCCGUGGUGGUGGGCCAGCAGCCGCAACAGCCGGGUUCCCCAGUUCCACCGCCGCGCAACCAGUACGUCACUCUCCGCCAGCUCAGUCGCACCAGCAGGCUGGAAGCCGUCGGCUGCAACAUGACGCCGCUCCCGGCGUAUCUAAUCCAUCCUGAACUGCGCCCUAGCGUUGGCAACCACCAGCAAACGCAUGAGCCGCCCAAGACGAUAUCUCCUCUGCUGGGAAGUUUGCGGAAAACGCCGAGGUUCUUGUACUCGUCGCGCCUGGCAACCACGACGCUGACCUAGCGCCUUCCCGUUCCGGCGGCACAGCAGUCGGGGGUGCGCGUCCACGCCGCCUGUUUCGAGCUCUGCCGCACUACUGCGCCUAUGGACGCAUGCCAGUGGCAGGAACCCGUCGCGUGGCCGCAUCGGUUGGCGACGGUGCGCUCUAGUCCUACAUCGCGAUGUGCGAGAACAUGAUCACCCAUUACGUGUGCGUGCGCGGUUUUCCAAGUGUGCGGACUGAACCAAGCAACAGAACCGGGCGUACACGCAUGCACCUAUUGUACAGCAGUCGCAGUCACCGUCCAUUUUUCGUUUUGAACCCUGCAGUGUCUGUGGUCCGGUUUUAGCUGAGCGCACCACAAAUAGUUCCGACUCAGCUGUCGGCGUGCCUUCGACUUCUGUGGUGCUCGGGCUCGGUCACCCGGAUGCUGCGUUAAUUUAUUACUUUUGUGCAUAUUUUGUUCGCUCCUGCUCAGAUACGGAAGUACACAUCCCUCUACGGUGUAAUACCUGGAAAUAAGUUUUUUUUUUGUAUCUUCUUUUUGUUCCAUAACUUUAUAAAAGAUCUAAUUAUUUCUUUUGUACAUAAUAUACUUUCAUGCAGUGUGUGCUGUCGUUGAGCGUGAGAUUUUUGAAAGAACUGUUAUUCCGCAUUGCCCCACUUGUGAAAUAAAUGACGCACAUACUACUGAGAAUGUGGACUUAUAGAUGGAAUGCGCUUUUAUCAAGUGUAAGCUUGUCGAGUUCCUUUUCAAGUAGUCAAGGCACAUUACGCACACUUUCUUACGGGAUGCCGCCAAGAUACCUUCAAUAAACGUUCGAGCCGUUUGUAGGUAUUAAUAUGGUCACAGCCCUCAUUUGUUCAUUCCCUUCCUUCAUUGCGUGUGCUAUUGUUUGUAAACCAGGAGCUCGCAAAAUUUUCGGCUGCAAACAGUUCCCGUGCGAGUAAAAUAUCUCAUAUGGAAAUUUCGGUAAUCCUCAAAUAAAGCAAGAUACGAAGCUGG
Messenger RNA from Dermacentor andersoni, 6066 nucleotides. The record is from RefSeq and is a predicted model, not a curated record. NCBI's taxonomy places the organism in Eukaryota, Metazoa, Arthropoda, Arachnida, Ixodida, Ixodidae.